UCAUUCUACAGAUUCUCAUUUCUGGACAGGCAAGAAACCUGGCUUAUUCUCCUUUUUGUCUUCAGAACUUAGCAGAGCGCUAGCAUUCAAUAAACGCCUCGUGAACGCAAAUAGGUUAAUCUUCACAAAAACCCGACGGGGUGGGUAUCGUUGUCUCCGAUUUAACCCCAUAGAGAACUGAGGCUCCAAUAGCUCAAUGGAUCUGCGACGUUCAGUGAGCCCGACCUGUGACUUACGCCCGGGACGGUUAACUCGAACCGCCGCGGCGGGCAUCCUGCAGCCCUCCGCCGAGCCGAACCUCCCCGGCGCAGCCGUCUUCACCACCCGGAGCACCCGGCUGCGCUACCUGCAUCACACAAUCCGACUGCAGCAGACACAAGCCCAGGUCCUCCUUCAAGCCCGAGCACGCGCCGCCCUCCGGCUUGUCCUCAUAAUACUGGGGCAUUACGGCGCUUCCCGUCCGCUGCGGACUCUACUUUCUUCCACUGCAAUAGCUGCAAUCUCGCCAGCAGCGAAUGGGACCCGUAGUAGGGGACCGGAAAUCAGUUGCAAUAACUUCCGGCGGGCCGCGGCUGUUGGGCCGACGACGACGGAGGCCGAGGGGUGGUGGGUCCGUGACGGAAGUGGGAAGAUGUUACCGAGUACUUCAUUGAAUUCCUCAGUGCAGGGGAAUGGAGUCCUGAGUUCCAGGGAUGCAGCAAGACACACAGCCGGAGCAAAACGCUACAAAUAUCUGAGAAGACUUUUCCGCUUUCGGCAGAUGGACUUUGAGUUUGCUGCCUGGCAGAUGCUCUACCUGUUCACGUCCCCGCAGAGAGUUUACAGAAACUUUCAUUACCGAAAACAGACGAAGGACCAGUGGGCCAGAGAUGACCCUGCUUUCUUGGUACUGUUAAGUAUCUGGCUCUGUGUGUCCACUAUAGGAUUUGGCUUUGUGCUGGACAUGGGAUUCUUUGAGACAAUAAAGCUUCUCCUUUGGGUUGUAUUCAUAGAUUGUGUAGGUGUUGGUCUUCUGAUAGCAACUUUAAUGUGGUUCAUCUCUAACAAGUAUUUAGUGAAACGACAGAGCAGAGACUAUGAUGUGGAAUGGGGCUAUGCUUUUGAUGUGCAUCUCAAUGCUUUUUAUCCACUCCUGGUCAUUCUGCAUUUUAUCCAGCUUUUUUUCAUCAACCAUGUUAUCCUGACAGACACAUUUAUUGGAUAUUUAGUUGGAAAUACCUUAUGGUUGGUUGCGGUUGGCUAUUAUAUCUAUGUCACUUUCCUGGGAUACAGUGCGUUGCCAUUUUUGAAAAAUACAGUAAUUCUUCUGUAUCCAUUUGCACCUCUGAUUCUACUCUACGGGCUGUCACUGGCACUGGGAUGGAACUUCACCCAUACUCUGUGUUCUUUCUAUAAGUACAGAGUGAAAUAAAAAAAAAAAAAAAAAAAAAGAAUAUUCAAUCGUAACUGUGUCAGCAGUAUUUGUGAAGUGAUAAUUUCUUGUAAAACUUUUGUAAAUAAACUAUCUUUGUAGAUAUCUUAAAGAUGUAAAGUUUGCAAAUUUGAAGAAAUAUAUGUUAACACUGUGGUCAGGUACAUUCCUUAAAACUAAUUAAAUGUACAUUUCUAUAAUAAAUAAAUAUUUUUUAAACUAAA
This is a messenger RNA of Cebus imitator (Panamanian white-faced capuchin), 1635 nucleotides long. It is a transcript of the gene UNC50, whose product is annotated as unc-50 inner nuclear membrane RNA binding protein. The transcript is spliced from 6 exons. Gene Ontology annotation, cellular component: Golgi membrane. Bases 197 to 1411 code for a protein of 404 amino acids. Lineage: Eukaryota; Metazoa; Chordata; Mammalia; Primates; Cebidae. The record is from RefSeq and is a predicted model, not a curated record.